GAAAAUUUACUAAUUGCUGACUUAAGUUGCAUCAAAUCGAUGCCUAACAUAAACAAUGGAUGAGUAUGAAGCACAGUUGGUGGCUGUGGAGCAGGCGCUGGAAAACACCACGGACGAGCAACAGCGGGAAGAACUAUCAACGCUAAGAACGAAUCUGCAAGAGCUCUUGGCCCUCACUCGAGAGACAGAAGCUGACCAAACAGCUGAACAGGGGGACAUCCUGGACGAUGAGUUGCUGCGGCUAAAGAGCGAACUCAAUGAACUGGAGGAGGCAGCUGCCAACGUUGGCGCCACAAAAAAUAAGGACGAAGAGCAACAAUUAAAGGAUCUGCGUGCCAAGUACAAUGCCCUAGUAGGAGAAAAGUGCUCAGCUCCCCACGAGCAUAGCUGGGGUGCCUUGAGCUAUCACAACGCACUCAUCUGUGGCGUAGACGAUGAAGUAAUCAUCAACAGAAAUUCCGAACUGGACGUCCGGUUACGCGUACUUUACAUAAAUCCCACACAUUGCGAAAUGCUACCCUGCAACUACUAUCUCGAGGGAGAGUGCCGUUUCGACGAGAUACGCUGCCGAUAUUCGCAUGGCGCCUUGGUGCCCGGUGCCUCUAUUAAGAGCUACAUUCCCCCAGAUUUUCCCAGGCUCGCUCGCAACUGCCCGGUGCUAGCCAAGAUGCCAGACCGCCUGUGGCAUCGCGGCCGUGUCCUAUGCGCUAACUUUGUGGAGCAAACUUGCCGUGUACGCUUGGAUGGACAGGACCAUAAAGAACGCGAGCGCGAUUUUCAAUUUGAAGAACUUUUUCCACUGAUUACUGAAGAGGAGGAUGGUCUGACCAGCGAGGACAGCAGCUCAAGCCCACACGAUGAAAGCAGUGACGAAAUCGACUCGGAUAUGGACGAUUUAGAGGCGGCACAUCGAUCUCGCAUGGUCGAAUUAAGUUUAUUUACUUUUAAGCCUACUGAAAAACUAGGCGCCUGGGAGCAGUACACACGCGGAAUAGGAUCCAAGCUGAUGGAGAAGAUGGGGUACAUUCACGGCACGGGACUGGGAUCCGAAGGGCGUGGGAUUGUAACGCCAGUAAGUGCUCAAAUACUUCCUCAGGGACGAUCUCUAGAUGCUUGUAUGGAGCUGCGAGAAGCCGCCAAUGGAGACCAAGACUAUUUUAGCGUGGAACGAAAGCUAAAGCGAGCCCAGCGCCGCCAGAACAAAGCCAAUGAGAAGGCCUAUGCUCGAGAGACACAGCGCACGGAUGUCUUCUCGUUUCUCAAUGGGAGCGUGCUAGGCGGUGGAGAGAGCCGUCAUCAAGGCGAUCAAGCUGCUAAGAAGGCAAAAACAAAUGAUCUGCAACAGCACUCUACAAAAACGCUUAAUGUGGAAACGGUGCGAGUGGCCGAUGACAUACGACGCAAGCAAAGGGACAUUGCAAAGGUAAAACAGUCCCUGGACCGUAAUGCCACCGAUAUCCAACUGCAAAAACGGCUGCAUAUGCAGUUACAGAGCCAGAAGCAGGAGCUGGCCACGCUGCAGGCUCAUGAGCACAGACUUAGCAAAGAGCAGCAUACACGUAAGAAUAAGAUGUUUGAGUUUUAAUAAAGUUACAUAUGCUCGUUUA
This is a messenger RNA of Drosophila persimilis, 1607 nucleotides long. Its product is annotated as zinc finger CCCH-type with G patch domain-containing protein. Gene Ontology annotation, molecular function: DNA-binding transcription factor activity, RNA polymerase II-specific; RNA polymerase II cis-regulatory region sequence-specific DNA binding; metal ion binding. NCBI's taxonomy places the organism in Eukaryota, Metazoa, Arthropoda, Insecta, Diptera, Drosophilidae. The transcript has 3 exons. Gene Ontology annotation, cellular component: nucleus. The record is from RefSeq and is a predicted model, not a curated record. Gene Ontology annotation, biological process: regulation of transcription by RNA polymerase II; negative regulation of DNA-templated transcription. Bases 56 to 1585 code for a protein of 509 amino acids.